Molecule: messenger RNA, 222 nt
Organism: Chaetomium globosum CBS 148.51
Lineage: Eukaryota; Fungi; Ascomycota; Sordariomycetes; Sordariales; Chaetomiaceae
Exons: 1
Coding region: 1-222 (73 amino acids)
Source: RefSeq, a predicted model, not a curated record
AUGCACCCCCAUGUUUACUCGAACGGCAUCAUCUGCCUUGAUCUUCUCGGCCAGCAAGGGUGGAGCCCAGUGCAGAACGUUGAGAGCGUCUGCAUGAGUUUGCAGAGUAUGCUCACCGGCAACUCCAAGGACGAGCGGCCUCCGGGAGACGAAGACUUCGUCCGCGCGAACCGCCAGCGACCAAAGGACAUCCAGUUCUACUACCAUGAUAACAACGUGUGA